Molecule: messenger RNA, 2615 nt
Organism: Oncorhynchus kisutch (coho salmon)
Lineage: Eukaryota; Metazoa; Chordata; Actinopteri; Salmoniformes; Salmonidae
Product: nascent polypeptide-associated complex subunit alpha
Exons: 9
Coding region: 134-2512 (792 amino acids)
Cellular component (GO): nascent polypeptide-associated complex
Source: RefSeq, a predicted model, not a curated record
UGGAAAAAAUUGUGGAAACACCGGAACAACCCGGAAGAAGAAGCUAGUGCAAAAUGUGAUAACACCGCGAGACAGAGGUCAGAAAUUCUCUCUCACAACCAUCUUGGAUAUAGAAUCCUGACUCGACACAAGCAUGCCUGGCGAAGCCACAGAGACGGUCCCAGUCACUGAGCAGGAGAUGCAACAGCCGCAAGUUGAGACUGCUGCACCCUCUGCCCCUGCAAGUCUGGCUACUUCUCAGAAACCUCAGACUGCUUCUGGCCCUGCCAAGCCCAAAGGCAAAGAGGCCAAGGGUGGCUCUGCCCCAAAGGCUGUCCCUGGCAGAAGAAAACGCUCUUCUAUGUCUGCCUCCUCUGCUUCUCCUACCUCCUCCACACCCCACUCCCCCCUAGCUAACUCACCUGGGGCUUCUGGAACUCCCAGCCAGGGCAGUCGUGCCGCACCCAAGGUUGUGAAGGUUGGCAAACAAAGAAAGGCUAAAAAAGAGUAUUUUAAGCCUGCUGCUGACCUGCCAGCCCCAGCAGAGGCUCCUGCCCCCACAGAGGCCAAACCUCUUCCUAUGGAGCCUAAAGCUGCUCCUGCACCAGUAGUGGCCACGCCAGUAACUGUUGCUCCAGAGCCUGCCUCUCCCAAACCUGUGGCGUCCCCUGUGUCCUUCAAAGUGACCUCAACGCCUGCUGCACCAGCCCCUGUGUCAUUUGCUGCUGCUAUUGCCUCUAGCCCCCCUAGAGCUGCCUCUGAAAUGCCCAUGGCCAAGCCAGAGCGUCUGCUCAAAGCUGAGGUGAAAGAGGUCAAUGCAGCACCUGCCCUGGAGGAUGACGAUGACCUUCCCCCUCUAAUUCCACCAGAGGAGCCAGUAAAUAUGCCUGUCUUCUCACCCCCUACAGUAGUAGGGACUCCUAAGCCUGCCCCAGUUGCUUCUCCAGCUCCCCCUAAGCCAGCUCCUGUUGAGCCCGUUUUAGCGGCGCCAGCUCCUUUUAAGGCUGUUGUGGCUACACCAGCUCCCCUAAAGCCGCCUCCAGUUGUAGCUGCACCAGCUCCCUCUAAGCCAGUUCCAGUUAAGCCCAUUGUUGCUACACCAGCUACCCCUAAGCCUGCUCCAGUUGUAGCUGCACCAGCUCCCCCUAAGCCAGUUCCAGUUAAGCCAAUUGUUGCUACACCAGCUACCCCUAAGCCUGCUCCAAUUGUAGCUGCUCCGGCUCCUGUUAAGCCCGUUGUGGCUACAAUAGUGCCCCCUAAGCCAUUUCCAGUUAAGCCCAUUGUUGCUACACCAGUUCCCCUUAAGCCUGCUCCAGUUGUAGCUGCACCAGCUCCCCCUAAGCCAGUUCCAGUUAAGCCCAUUGUUGCUACACCAGCUCCCCCUAAGCCUGCUCCAAUUGUAGCUGCGCCGGCUCCUGUUAAGCCCGUUGUGGCUACAAUAGCGCCCCCUAAGCCAGUUCCAGUUAAGCCCGUUGUGGCUACACCAGCUCCCCUUAAGCCUGCUCCAGUUGUAGCUGCAGUAGCUUCCGUCAAGGCCUCUCCGGUUGUAGCUUCGCCAGUUCCCGUUGAGCCAGUUAUAGUUGCACCAGCUUCCGUCAAGACUGUUCCCGUUGUAGCUGCUCCAACUCCUAUUGAGGCCUAUCCGGUUGUAGCUGCUACCGUUGAGCCCAUUGUACCAGCACCCGCUAAGCCAGCUCUUGUUGAGCCCGUUGUAGCUGCACCAGCUUCCGUCAAGGCCGCUCCCGUUGUAGCUGGACCAGCUCCCCUUAAGCCUGCUUCCUAUGCAGCCGUGGUAGCUGCACCAGCUCCCCUUAAGUCUGUUCCCAUCGAGCCUGUUGUAGCUUCCCCAGCUCCCCCUAAGCCUGUUGAAGUAGCCGUUGUACCAGCACCUGUUUCAAACCCUGCCCCCACCCCUGCUAAACCCCCUACCAAACCGGAGCCUGUGAUCAAGAAUGACAAGGGGUCUGGCACUGAAUCAGACAGUGAUGAGUCUGUACCAGAUCUGGAGGAACACGACUCUGCACAGACACAGCAAGCGCAGCUUGCAGCUGCUGCAGAAAUAGAUGAAGAACCCGUUAGCAAAGCCAAACAGAGCCGUAGUGAAAAGAAGGCACGAAAGGCAAUGUCUAAGCUGGGUCUCAGGCAGGUGACUGGGGUUACCAGGGUUACCAUUCGCAAGUCUAAAAAUAUCCUUUUCGUUAUCACCAAACCAGACGUCUACAAGAGCCCUGCAUCAGACACGUACAUUGUCUUUGGUGAGGCUAAGAUCGAGGAUCUUUCACAACAAGCCCAGCUUGCCGCGGCAGAGAAGUUCAAGGUACAGGGAGAAGCCGUGUCGAACGUCCAGGAAAACACACAGACUCCCACUGUACAAGAGGAGAGCGAAGAGGAAGAGGUUGACGAGACAGGGGUUGAGGUGAAGGACAUUGAACUCGUGAUGUCACAAGCCAACGUGUCGCGAGCGAAGGCUGUACGCGCCCUUAAAAACAACAACAAUGAUAUUGUCAAUGCUAUUAUGGAAUUGACGAUGUAGGCUGCUGGUCGAAGGGGGUUCUGAAAGUUUGCUGGUUUAAUCUACUAUUGUUUGUACAAUUUAUACCCGAGAUGGAAAUAAAGUUGUGGCUUGGUAAAUUGAA